Molecule: messenger RNA, 803 nt
Organism: Peromyscus maniculatus bairdii (prairie deer mouse)
Lineage: Eukaryota; Metazoa; Chordata; Mammalia; Rodentia; Cricetidae
Source: RefSeq, a predicted model, not a curated record
UGUGUCGACUGCUACUCAACUAUGCAGUGCGUUUGGGCCGCCGUCCUACUUACGUGGAGCUGGAUGUGGGUCAGGGCUCUGUGUCCAUCCCUGGUACCAUGGGGGCCCUCUACAUUGAACGGCCAGCAGAUGUGGAAGAAGGUUUCUCCAUCCAGGCCCCUCUUGUGUAUCAUUUCGGCUCCACCACUCCUGGCACCAACAUCAAGCUUUAUAAUAAGAUUACAUCACGUUUAGCCGAUGUGUUCAACCAGAGGUGUGAAGUGAAUAGAAGGGCUUCUGUGAGUGGCUGUGUCAUUAACACCUGUGGCUGGGUCAAGGGCUCUGGUUACCAGGCCCUGGUGCAUGCAGCUUCAGCCUUUGAAGUGGAUGUGGUUGUGGUGCUGGAUCAAGAACGACUGUACAAUGAAUUGAAAAGGGACCUGCCUCAUUUUGUUCGAACUGUGUUGCUCCCAAAAUCAGGGGGUGUGGUGGAACGCUCCAAGGACUUCCGGCGGGAAUGUAGGGAUGAGCGGAUCCGCGAGUACUUCUAUGGAUUCCGAGGCUGCUUCUAUCCUCAUGCCUUCAAUGUCAAAUUUUCGGAUGUGAAAAUCUACAAAGUAGGGGCACCCACCAUCCCAGACUCCUGUUUACCUCUGGGCAUGUCUCAGGAAGACAAUCAGCUCAAGUUAGUGCCCGUCACCCCUGGCAGAGAUAUGGUGCACCAUCUCCUGAGUGUCAGCACUGCCGAGGGGACAGAGGAAAACCUCUCUGAGACAAGUGUGGCUGGAUUCAUUGUGGUGACCAGUGUGGACCUGGAACACCAG